This is a messenger RNA of Dibothriocephalus latus, 564 nucleotides long. The record is from the annotation of a GenBank genome assembly. NCBI's taxonomy places the organism in Eukaryota, Metazoa, Platyhelminthes, Cestoda, Diphyllobothriidea, Diphyllobothriidae.
AUGACCCAGAUCACCUUCUCGCCUGGCGAACUCUUCUCCAUGACGAUGAUCUCGCUGGGCCUGGCAGUCUUCUUCGCUGCACUUACUUUCAUCAUCGCAGUCAGCAGUCGUCGGGGCGCACUUGCAGCGGUUGACAAAUCCGUUAUCCAGAAGGGCCUCAGUCGACUCUGGCGUCGCAUUUCCAUCGUGAUUAGAAUCCGACAAAAGGCCGAAUAUGAGCACAUGGAGGAGCAACGUCUUAAGCUGAUCAACCAGGUCAUCCAGUUGAGCCAGGAGGCAAACGAGAAGGCGAAAGCGGUUAGGCAACAGGAGUUGCAGGCGUGGGAGCAGCUGCAGGCAGAAAAGGUAGCACGUAGUGAACCGACUAGUAGAUUGGCUGAACCGCCAGAGUCUUCGCUGUUCAGGCUGGGACCACUUGAAUCGGACCCUAUACGCCUACCGCCCUACAGGGGUCCUAAAGAUCUCAAAGCCUGGUUAUUCCCACCCCGGAGAGAGAUCCCUAGCUUCUUUUUUUUCCGUGACGCCGAGGUUAAGGACAAGCCGGAGGAUAAAAAUGAAGGUUAG